CACAAAACGAGGACGUGAGAGAAUAGGCCAGCAAACAGACGUAUCUGGGACCAGAAAAACAAUCGCCAAAAUGUCGAACCCCCGCGUUGAAGAACUUCCCGAUGAGGAGCCCAAGAAGACCACCGUCCAGGAGCACGAGGAUGACUCCAGCGACGACUCCGAGGUUGAGGAGGUCGGCGAGGGCCAGCUCCCCGCUGGCUCUACUGUGAUCCACAACCGCAACGAGAAGAAGGCUCGCAAGGCCCUUGAGAAGCUGCACCUCACCCGCAUCCCUGGCAUCACCCGUGUCACUCUCCGCCGUCCCAAGAACAUCCUCUUCGUUAUCAACACCCCCGAGGUUUACAAGUCCCCCAACAGCAACACCUACAUUGUCUUCGGUGAGGCUAAGAUUGAGGACGUCAACGCCGCUGCUCAACAAGCUGCUGCUGCCCAGCUCGCUUCUCAGAACGCUGAGGACCACUCUGGUCACAACCACGGCGAGCCCAGCAAGGCUGUUGAGGCCGACGAGAAGAAGGAGGAUAAGGAAGACGACGAGGACGAGGAAGAGGAGGAGGAGGAGGAGGUCGACGCCUCUGGACUCGAGGAUAAGGACAUCGAGCUUGUCAUGACCCAAGCCAAUGUCAGCCGAAACAAGGCUGUCAAGGCAUUGAAGGAGAACGACAACGAUAUUGUCAAUUCCAUCAUGGCUCUAAGUAUCUAGGCAUGAGUUUUUGACCGGACGAUCUUCCACAAAAGCAUGUGCAUGGUACGAACACUGGGCUCUGUAUUAGUUCUGGGCGAACUGUACUCUGCGGAAUGGAGUUGAUGUCAAACAACGGAAAAGAAUCAAAGGGAAAACACCCACAUCCGUCAAACAUUACUUCAUCAUUGCUUGCGUAAUAUUGUGCUGCUAGACCCAAG
Messenger RNA from Fusarium graminearum PH-1, 900 nucleotides. RefSeq lists its product as uncharacterized. Gene Ontology annotation, cellular component: nascent polypeptide-associated complex; cytoplasm. The transcript has 4 exons. The record is from RefSeq and is a predicted model, not a curated record. The coding region runs from base 71 to 700 and encodes 209 amino acids. Gene Ontology annotation, biological process: protein targeting to membrane. Lineage: Eukaryota; Fungi; Ascomycota; Sordariomycetes; Hypocreales; Nectriaceae.